AUGGAGUUUACCACCCGCUUUGGGCUGCAUUCCCAAGCAACCCGACUCGAGAAGACCCGGUCCCGGCGCGCCGGGGCCGCCACCGGCCUCACACCGUCCGCGGGCUGUGCCUCGAUCAGAAGGACUUGGGCCCCGCCGGAGCGCCGCCGGGAGUGGGUCUUCCCGGGUCGCCACGUCCGAUCUGAGGUCGCGGUCCGAGAAGGAGAGGAGGCGCCCGCCGCGCUCUCUAACGGAAGGGGGGCUCGCGCGGUCCACCGCCGGCGCGGUCGGAUCGCCCGGCCGCCCCCUCCGAGGGAGGCGCGGCGCCACGCCGAGACCAUCCCGGACGCCGCCCCCUUCACCGCGAGGGCCCACGGGGAAACGUCCGAACACGGGCCGCGGGCCGGCGGCGGGCCGGACGCACCACGCCGCGCCCGGCCAUGCGCGGGAACCCCCGCAGACAGCCGCGGGGAGGGGGCGCGCCCCGCCCGGCCCGCCGGCCCGCCCGCACACCUCGCGUGCGACGCCGGAGCCGACUCGGGAGACGGGGCCCGUCGCGCCGCGCCGGGGCCGUCACCGGGCGGGAGCGGGCAGGCCGGCGGUACGGGACGGACGCCGUCGGGGUCUGGACUUGGGGACGGAGGCCCGGCCGCCCGGACGGCCCCGGCCCGGCCGACCUCGCCCGCCGCCACCGGGCGGGAGCGGCGGCGGGAGGAGGAUCCGCCGGCCCGGCCUCGGCCGGGCGGCGCGCCGGGGCCGUCGGCCGCCUCCCGCAGAGGGAGGGGCCGCGCCACGGGCGAACGCGCUCGGGCGUCCCCGGACGGGAGCGACGCACGCGGGCGGAACGGACGACCUUCCCCUCGCUCCGCCGCCACCGGGCGGGAGCGGGGCAGGCCGGCGGUACGGGACGGACGCCGUCGGGGUCUGGACUUGGGGGGACGGAGGCCCGAGGGCCCGCGAACCCCAGCCGCGCCGGAGGCGGCCCCUCGCCGCCCGCCGGGGACUCGGGCGCCGAUCCCCGCGCCGCGCAGGGAGGCGCCCGGGACCCCGGCGGGGGCGGGCCGCACUCAGUUGUCACUGUUGGUUAACGACAAAAAACGAGACGAGACGCAAGCUGGGUUUCAACGGGUAAAAAGACCGGGCGCUCGGCUCGGCCCGGGACCCCUCCGCUCGGGAGGCCCCACCGCCGCUGGGGGGGAAACGCGGAGAGUCGAGGCGGAGCUCCCCGGUCCCCGGCCUCGCCCGGCGAGGCAGCUCGAGGCUUUGAACCGCCGCCGACCCCGGGCGGGGAACGGCGUCUCGGGUACCCGGCCCACGUGUUUGGGGAGGAAACUGGCGGCGCGGAAAGAGGCCGACCCUCCGGCGCGGCGACCGCGACGCCGCCGGCCCCGGCCCGCCCGGACGGCCGGCCUCGGCCGGGCGGCGCGCCGGCCGCGCACGGAAGGGGACGCCCGGAGCUGGAAAACGGCCGCGGCGGCAGCCCGCCUCUCCUGCCCAUCGGGCCUGCGGAAGUUUCCCUCCGAUCGGUCCGACGCACCCGAGGGGGAGAGGAGCGGGAGCCGGGCCGGUCCGCCGGGUCCGGCACUCGGUCACGAAGGCGGAAGGAAGGAAGGACGAGCGGACGAAGCGAGACAGGGGCGCCGCGCUCGCCGGCGGGGCGGAGGCCGCGGAGGAGGAGAGGACCCCGGAGCGGGUGGCGCGGGGGCUCGCGACGAGGAGACCCCGUCGAGCCCCGCCCGGGCAGCUCGGGUCACGGCCCAGCCAACGACGGCGGGGGAAGCCCUGGUCGCGGCGCCGGAGGACGCGUCACCGCCCCUCGGACCGCGCAGCGGCGACCGGCACGGAGGCCCGGCCCGCCCGGACGGCCGGCCCGCCCGGACGGCCGGCCCGCCCGGACGGCCGGCCCGCCCGGCGAGGCAGCUCGAGGUUUUGAACCGCCGCCGACCCCGGGCGGGAACGCGCACCGGCACCGCCUCGGACCGCGCAGCGGCGACCGGCACGGACGGCCCGGCCCGCGCCCCCCCUUCCCUCCCCGGUGAGAGGGAGGGCGGGGAACGCGCACCGGCACCGCCUCCGGCGUCCGGGGCACGGCGCCCUCCGGGCCCGCCCCCGCCGCCGGGGGGGCGGGGGGGGCGCGGCCCGGCGCCGCGGGCGGCGUGCCCGGCCCGAAACCCCGGGAGAGUCAGACGGACGGCCGGCCCGCCCGGACGGCCGGCCCGCCCGGACGGCCGGCCCGCCCGGACGGCCCGCCGCGGGCCCCGGCCCCCCCUCGGCGUCUCUCGCUCGCUCGUGGCGCCCUCGCGCGCGCGAACGGCCGUCGCGCGCCCCUCGCCUCUUGACAACGUCGCUCGCCCUUUUCUUCCUUCGCGUCUCGCGCCGGAGCGGGCCGCGAAGCGGACGCGGCCGUGCCGCUCCGCCGGGCGCCGACCGGGCGGACCGAUCCCACACACCACCCCCCCGGCCGCUCCCCGGGCCCGGCGACGACGAGGUCGACCGCCGUCCGUAGGAGCGAGCGGGCGGAGGGAGCGAGGGCCCCGCCCGGACUGGCUUCCUUCCCCUCUGCGCCCUCUCUCUGGGACGAGAGCGGGGCGGCGGGCGGCCGCGAGCCCGCCCGCCCGCCGCCGCGGGUGGCCGACGGCCGGCCCCGGGCGCUCGCCCCGCGAGGCCGCGCCGCGGCGCGGGAAGGCAGCGUCGGCGUCGGGACCCCCGCGCGCGCGGGCGUCUCCCCGGCCGGGUCCGCUGGAGUAUUCCGGCGACCGGCACGGAGGCCCGGCCCCGGCCCCGGCCCGCGCCCCCCCUUCCCUCCCCGGUGAGAGGGAGGGCGGGGAACGCGCACCGGCACCGCCUCGGACGUCCGGGGCACGGCGCCAUCCGGUCCCGCACGCGCCGCAGGUAGGACGGAGGGCGCGCGGCCCGGCACCGCGAGCGGCGUCCCCGGCCCGAAACCCCGGGAGAGUCAGACGGACGGCCGGCCCGCCCGGACUGGCUUUCUUUCCUCUGCGCUCUCUCUGGGACGAGCGGGCGGAGGGAGCGAGGGCCCGCCCGGACGGCCCGCCGCGGGCCCCGGCCUCGGCCGGGCGGCGCGCCGGCCGCGCACGGAAGGGACGCCCGGAGCUGGAAAACGGCCGCGGCGGCAGCCCGCCUCCUGCCCAUCGGGCCUGCGGAAGUUUCCUCCGAUCGGUCCGACGCACCCGAGGGGAGAGGAGCGGAGCCGGGCCGGUCCGCCGGGUCCGGUAA
Messenger RNA from Ahaetulla prasina, 3216 nucleotides. Its product is annotated as basic proline-rich protein-like. The coding region runs from base 1 to 3216 and encodes 1071 amino acids. The transcript is spliced from 4 exons. NCBI's taxonomy places the organism in Eukaryota, Metazoa, Chordata, Lepidosauria, Squamata, Colubridae. The record is from RefSeq and is a predicted model, not a curated record.